GCAGACUCGGCGGGCUGCGGACACUCCCCCGGGGUAGCUUGAGGAGAGGAGGAGCGGGAACAGUGACGAGGACCGAGGGAGGAGGCAAGGAGGACGAAAGAGGGAGGGCAGAUAGAAGGGCAGACAGACUGCCAGCCUAGGGCCUGGGAAGCGUUAUUCGAACCCAAAAGACACUCCGGCUUCGCUCCCGCCCUCCGCGCCCCACGGCACAGCUGGAGGAUGCUGCGCUACGGUUCCGCGGUCACCCUGCUUUCGGGCAACGGGGCCGCGUCCUCUGGGGGUCCAAGCAAGAGGGCCAACGUCUGCAGAUUACGAUUAACGGUGCCCCCUGACUGCCCAGUUCCUGAGCAAAGCGAAAGAAAAGAGGAAAGAAAGGAACAAUAUCCUGAUUUAGUCAAUGGAGAAUCGACCAAGAAACUCCCCCAAGGUGUGGUUUAUGGUGUGGUUCGAAGAUCUGACCAAAACCAACAGAAAGAAAUGGUGGUAUAUGGUUGGUCCACUAAUCAGCUGAAAGAGGAAAUGAACUACAUCAAGGAUGUGAGAGCAACAUUAGAAAAAGUCAGACAACAAAUAUAUGGGAACUACGAUGAAAUGAGGCAGAAAAUUCAACUCCUUACCAAAGAAUUGAGAGUUUCCAGUGCUCAACAGGACUAUCUACAGAAUCACAUCGACACACAGUCUUCAGCCUUGGAUAGUUUUAAUGACAUGAACUCCUCUUUGGUUUCAGACUCCAUUGGCCUACAGAAAAUAUUGGUGGAUGUUACCUUGGAAAACAGUACCAUUAAGGACCAGAUCAGAAAUUUACAGCAUACAUAUGAAGAAUCUAUGGAAAAACUGAGGGAAAAGCAGAGACAGUUAGAGGCGGCUCAGGUUGAAAACCAGCUUUUGAAACUGAAGGUAGAAUCUUCCCAGGAAGCUAAUGCUGAUGUCAUGAGAGAGAUGACCAAGAAACUGUACAGCCAGUAUGAAGAAAAACUACAGCAAGAACAGCAGAAGCACAAUGCGGAGAAAGAGGCCCUCCUGGAAGAAACCAAUAAUUUUCUGAAAGCCAUUGAGGAAGCCAAUAUCAAGAUGCAAGCAGCUGACACCAGCCUCCAGGAGCGAGACCAGAGGAUUGGGGAGCUGGACAGACUAAUUGAACGUAUGGAAAAGGAGCGCCAGCAACUUCAACUACAGCUCCUUCAGCAUGAGACAGAAAUGUCUGGAGAAGUUGUCAGCACAGAUUUUGACAAGAAAAGGUAUCAGCAGCUGGAGGAGGCAGCAGCUAGCCUGCGAGAACGCAUUAGACACCUGGAUGACAUGGUCCAUUGCCAACAGAAGAAAGUCAAGCAGAUGGUUGAGGAGAUCAUGUCACACGAGCUCUUCUCCAGAUUUAGUCUUCGUUUCUUUGGAAGAUGAUAAAUGGUGACCUGAUCUAAGAAGCUUUUCUAAUUACCCUGUGAUGUACCAUAUGAUGCUGGAAGAAUAUUCGUGCUGGAGAGGUGACACUUACCCAUUGGCAUCCAAUGGCCAAAAUAUUAAGGAAAUGCCAUUAAGAAGAAAAAUCCUAGGACUUUUGGUUUUGGGAAAAUAUCCACGUAGUUAAAUACUGCACAGAAGGAAAAUUACAUCUUGUAUGCUGCAAACAGAGAAGUGAAAAAAUCUUAAAGACUGAUCCUUUGGAAUAUUUCAGAAACUGUAGGCAGACUUCAAGAUUAAAAAAAAGAAAGUUCUCUUAUUAAAUCUGAAAAUGCAAGCAAAAAUGGUAUUAAGGAAGUGACAUUUGGAGGCUGGGUUCCAGACAAUCUGUACAUGAAAAAUAAAAGCUUAUGUAUAGAAAAAAAGGAAUAAAUACUUUAUCAAGGACAUUUCUGAUGAGAUAUGGAAAACCAUGUGAAGAUGGUAUAAGGAUCAUCAAUGUGUCUGAUUUUCAAAUGGAUCUGAGCUGAGGAAAUUAUCCUUACAAAAUCACUCUCAAUCCUUCAAGAAAAAAAAUAAGCCAAAAAAAGGGCUUAUAUGAUUUUUAGCGGCCAAAUAAUGUAUCUUUAAAAUGUGGUGGGUAUAUGGAAGGCUGUUCUGAUGGAAUAGACUUAAGAAUUGAGCCCUGAAUUUUUAAGAAAAAAAAUGCUUGAUUUGAGGCUGAAUUGGAUCAUUUUCCUCUCUGGACCUCAGGUUUCUCAUCUGUAAAAUAAGUGUGGCAGGUCUAGAAGGUCUCUAAGGUUCUUCCUAGCUCUAACAUUCUGUCACUGAUUUGCUUCUGAUACUAAGAACAUCCUACCAGGCCUGAGGCAGUUCUGCAGUGGAAAGAAUGUUAGAUUUAGAGUGCAAAGACCCUAGUUUGAAUUCUGGCUCCCUCUUUCACUUACUGUGUAGCCUAACUUCUCUGGGCCUCAGUUUACUCAUUGAUAAAAUGAGGGCUUUGGAGUAGAUGCCCCUCAAAAUCCCUUUCAGCUCUAAGUCUAGCAUCCUAUGCUCUCUAAAAAGAAAAAAUGUAUACUUAUGCGAAAACAGAUGCAUUAAAUAUAUUGAAGUAAAAUAUACUUCGUCUAUGCUUUGGAUUUUACAGUGUUUCUGAGAGGCAGCAGGGUUUGGCAGAAACCACACUGGGCUUGGGUUCGAAUUUCAGUUCUGCAGUUUACUUAUUGCAUGACCUUGGGCAAGUCAUAGAAAUUCUUUCGAUCUUCAUUUCCUCAUCUCUAAAAUGGAGAUAAUAAUACUUAUGUUAACUAUCUUACCAGGCAAUUAUAAAGAUUAAAUGAGAUAUCAUAUGUAAAAUGCACUAUACCCCUAAAGUCCUGUAUAAUAGUGAUUUUUAGGGAGGCAGUGGUGGUGUAGUAGAAAGAACACUAAAACUAUUAUAAUAGUUAGCAUUUAUAUAGGCAUUAAGGUUUGCAAAGUGCU
Vombatus ursinus (common wombat) is the source of this 2880-nucleotide messenger RNA. RefSeq names its product myocardial zonula adherens protein-like. Gene Ontology annotation, cellular component: intracellular anatomical structure; RNA polymerase II, holoenzyme; nuclear envelope. Lineage: Eukaryota; Metazoa; Chordata; Mammalia; Diprotodontia; Vombatidae. The coding region runs from base 220 to 1398 and encodes 392 amino acids. Gene Ontology annotation, biological process: maintenance of ER location; intracellular signal transduction. The record is from RefSeq and is a predicted model, not a curated record. The transcript is spliced from 11 exons.